AUGCUGUGGCUGGAGCAGAGGCCCGGGGCUGAGCUCACCCACCAGCUGGUUGUGACUUUGCUGCUGCCGGUCAGCAGCUCCGUCCCCUCCAGCCUUCUGGAGAAAUGUCGGGCGGCCGGGCCUUGCUCCUGCGCAGCCCAGGCCGUCCUCCCGAAGGACACCUCUGCUCUGGUCCGCCUCACCCUGGGCAGGCGGCCUCUAGGGGAGGCGGUGGCUGUCCCCGGGCCUGGCCCCCUGCUUGCAGCCCAGGCCCUCGGGCCGCUCUCCCCUGAAGACAGGAAGGACCAUGCUCGGCGUGUGUGGCAUCCUGGCGUCAGCUGGCUCCAGGAGCCAGCUGUGGUGCUGGCCCCGAAGCUACUCGAGGCUGGGCAGGUCCAGUCCUGCCAGCCAGCUGUGGUGUUGGCCCCGAAGCUGCUCGAGGCUGGGCAGGUCCGGUCCUGCCAGCCAGCUGUGGUGCUGGCCCCGAAGCUUCUCGAGGCUGGGCAGGUCCGGUCCUCCCAGCCAGCUGUGGUGCUGGCCCCGAAGCUGCUCGAGGCUGGGCAGGUCCGGUCCUGCCCCCUCUGCCACAGGCACUGCCCUCUACAGCUGAGUGAGAUGCUCGAGUAUCGAGGCUGCGGCCCUCAGCCCAUCACGGUGGCAGGAGGGGGCCAGGGUCACACCGCUGGGCCCGCCUCGUGCGAGGCCUAUGGUGCAUCGCUGGGAGUGGGCACUUGGGCCAUGGUGGCCGUGAGGCUCGGCCUGAGCGCCCCUUCUUCAGGGAGACCUCUCCUGGCCCGCGCCCCCCAGGCCUCAGCUCAGGACGCCCUGCACCCCAGCAACUUCCAGAGCCUGUGCUGCUUAAAUAAUGAGACGUGGUUUCUUCCCUCGGACAGACGCUCCCGCGCGUGCAAGGGAUGGCUCGCGGAAGCCGCUGUGCCUCACGGGGAGCUCACUCGGCGCUCUGUGAGACCUGCAGGGCGGGCGGCGGAGGCUCUCGACGGAGCGGAUGCGUGCAUGCUGACGGCUGAUUCACGCUGCUGCACCGCGGACUCUCACAUGGCAAAUUGGAGGAGACAGUGUGGACACUCCUGUGCUGGGCGUGCCGGGGGAGUGCCUCCGUUCCCUUCCUACACCUCCGUCUUCUGGCCAGAAGCCUCUGAGACGCUCACUGUCCCACCGUGCGCCCUGGGGGAGCUGCGGCACGGGAGGCGUGUCUGGGGCGUGGCCACUGCUGGUCUGAGCGGCCACGCGGUCUGCUCCGGAAGCCUCGGCCAGCUCGGCUCUCCCUCGAAACGGGUAGAGAACCAAAAUCAGAGGUGCCGAGUGCGGGAGAAUGCGGGCGCCCGGAGCGCUGGUCCUGCUCGGGGGAGCGGGAGCGGCGCCCUGGCAGACGGGCAGCUUCGCAUCAGCGAGAAACACCUGCGCGUGGCCCGCUGCUCCGCGUCUGGGCGUUUAGCCAAGAGGAGUGGGCCCGCGGUUUCAGCAAGGCCUAGGACGGCUGUCUCAGUCCACCUGGGCCGCGGUAACGCAGGCUGCAGGCGAGGCGCUUGGACCACGACCUCCGCUCUCGCGUCAGGAGGCCGGGCGUCCGAGCUGGGGCCCGCAGGUCACGCGUCUCGGAGGGACGGCUUCCUCAGAGACGCUGGCUUUCACUCCGCGUCCUCACACGGAGGAACCAGGAUCACGGAUUCCUGUGGGGUUCCUGUGAGCGGGCACGCGGUGGUGCCCCUCCGCUGUGGAGCUGGGGCCAGAGCCUCCGCACCCCCGCCCUGUGAUUCGGCGGGACCGGGGGUGGGGCCCCCACGCCGGGGAGCAGACGGUGUGCCAGAGCGCAGCCGGGGCGCUGAUGUGGACGCCAGCUAA
Messenger RNA from Rangifer tarandus platyrhynchus (Svalbard reindeer), 1842 nucleotides. The record is from the annotation of a GenBank genome assembly. NCBI's taxonomy places the organism in Eukaryota, Metazoa, Chordata, Mammalia, Artiodactyla, Cervidae.